This is a messenger RNA of Oryza sativa Japonica Group (Japanese rice), 2090 nucleotides long. RefSeq names its product probable glycosyltransferase At3g07620. Gene Ontology annotation, molecular function: glycosyltransferase activity. The record is from RefSeq and is a predicted model, not a curated record. NCBI's taxonomy places the organism in Eukaryota, Viridiplantae, Streptophyta, Magnoliopsida, Poales, Poaceae.
CGUAAAUUCGACUCCCCACCGCUGUGUCCUCGAUCUUCUCUGUCUGUACUGGUCCGGGCUCCGGCGCGGCGGCCGGCCGUCGCCCUCCGAAAUGCCUUCGCCUCUCCCGUGCAACCUCCUCACUCGCCGCCGCGCGCUCACCGCCUGCGCUGCCGUCGCCGCACUCACGGCCGCGGCGGCGCUCUUUUUGCUGGCCACCCCUCCCACCGAGGACCCCACCCACCCGUAUCUCCUCGCCUCCCUCCUCCACAACAACACAAGCAACCAGCCCGACUCCGCGGCCGCCUCCCAACCGCCGCUUCCUUCCACUUCCAUCCUCCAGCUCCAGACUAAUUUGCCAUCUGGGUUUACAACAGUCCCCUCCAUGUUUUUGGUCCCUUCACCUUCUCCAGCAGAAAACUUAGAUGAUGGUUCUAUGGAGGAAACUGACCCUCCAGAUUUAAAGGAAAAUCCACCGGCGGAAUCAGCUCCUUUUCUCCAAGAGCCCAUUUCCAGUGGUUCUCCUAUAAGGAGGUCUGAUAUCUAUAAUAAGGGACAUGACAUGAAGGACCAUGCAAUGCUUCCUCCAAGACCAGAGCAGGUGCCUAUACCUCUUUGGUCAACAGCAGCUGAUGAAGAGCUAAUCUAUGCAAAGAAAGAGAUCACUAUUGCACCGCUGGUGUCCAAUGACCCUGAUCUGCAUGCACCACUGUUCCGCAAUGUGUCUGUCUUUAGGAGGAGCUAUGAACUGAUGGAAAGACUUCUUAAAGUUUUUGUAUACCAUGAUGGAGCAAAACCUAUUUUCCAUUCACCAGAGUUGAAAGGCAUUUAUGCAUCUGAGGGGUGGUUUAUGAAACUGAUGGAAGGGAACCAACAUUUUGUUGUGAGAGAUCCAAACAGAGCUCACCUAUUCUAUCUACCGUAUAGCUCUCGUCAGCUAGAGCACAAUCUUUAUGUGCCUGGGUCAAAUACAAUUGAGCCAUUGUCUAUCUUUGUAAAGAAAUACAUAGAUUUUAUCUCCACCAAGUUCCCCUAUUGGAAUAGGACAAAAGGAGCUGAUCAUUUUUUUGUCGCUUGUCAUGACUGGGGACCAUACACUACCAAAUUGCAUGAUGAAUUGAGAAAAAACACCAUUAAAGCUCUAUGUAAUGCAGAUCUCUCAGAAGGAGUUUUCAUUCAUGGAAGAGAUGUGUCCCUUCCUGAAACAUUUCUUAGAUCACCAAGAAGACCCUUAAGAGGCAUUGGUGGAAAACCUGCUGCAGAGAGAUCUAUCCUAGCCUUCUUUGCAGGACAGAUGCAUGGACGAGUUCGACCUGUCCUCCUCCAGUAUUGGGGAGGAAAGGAUGCAGACAUGAGAAUAUAUGACCGUUUGCCACACAGAAUCACUAGGAGGAUGAAUUAUAUUCAGCAUAUGAAAUCAAGUAAAUACUGUAUUUGUCCCAUGGGAUACGAGGUAAACAGCCCAAGAAUAGUUGAGGCAAUCUAUUAUGAGUGUGUUCCGGUGAUAAUUGCGGACAAUUUUGUGCUUCCAUUUGAUGAUGCACUUAAUUGGAGUGCGUUCUCUGUGGUCAUACCGGAAAAGGAUGUACCCAAACUGAAGCAGAUCUUAUUGGCAAUUCCUGAUGAUCAAUACAUGGCUAUGCAGUCGAAUGUUCAACGGGUGCAGAAGCACUUUAUUUGGCAUCCAAAUCCCAUCAAGUAUGACAUCUUCCACAUGAUAUUACAUUCAAUUUGGUAUAGCAGGGUAAAUCAGAUCCAAAUAGAGUAGCACUUGCAUCUGAUCAGCAGCAAGGAGCUAUUGUGGUCUGAUUUGAAUUCUAGUAUGAUCCUGCAGCUUCUUCAUCCGAGAAGGCGCUGAAUUGUGUUCCUGACAUUAUUGGUCUAACAGAAGAACCCUGACAUAGUGGAGCUUAGUUGUGCUUUAGGAGCUGUCAUUUUCACAUUUGUUGAUUUUCUAAUCUAACGGGUUGUAACAGUUAAACGGAGUGUUUUGGGACCACAGCUGAAGAUAAGGUGUCCCGUGAAUUUUUAUCUUUCUUUGUAUUUUGUUAAACAAUUUUUCGUUGUGUUUUGGAGUAGUAUUGAUUGCAAAUACUAAAAUUCAUCUUUUU